AUGAGCGAGUCAGAUGAAGCAGCUGCUGCUAAACGCACUGCCCGAGCAGAGGCUCAGCGCCGCCGGCGCCAAGAUCCUGCAGUGCGUGCCGCCGAAGCUGAAGCUAAACGGCGCCGUCGACAAGACCCGGAAGUGCGCGACGCCGAGGCAGAGGCUCAUCGCCGCCGCCGAGAGCAGCCAGGAGACCCGGAAGUGCGCGACGCCGAAGCAGAGGCUCAUCGCCGCCGCCGACAGCAGCCAGAAGUGAGCGCUGCUGAAGCUGAACCUAAGCGCCGCCGUCGAGAGGACCCGGAAGUGCGCGACGCCGAGGCAGAGGCUCAUCGCCGCCGCCGAGAGCAGCCAGGAGUGAGCGCCGCCGAAGCCGAAGCCAAGCAAAAGGCAAGGAUCGCUAAGCCUGACGGUGUAACAAAAAUUUUCCAACGGCUAUUUAGAGACAACCACCCGUUUGGGAGCGUAUGUUCAGUCUGUGAUCGGCUCUGGUUCCAAAACGACUUGCAACCGCUACCGGACAGAUGUCACGAGACCCUAGAGCAAUCAUUUCCAAACUCGGACCUAACCCAAUUCAAACUGUGCUCGACCUGCAUACAAUCAGUGCGCAAGGGUCAUAUUCCUCAUCUUUCCUCAAGUAACGGUUAUGUAUAUCCCCCAAAGCCAGCCAACCUCCCACAAUUGAACGCGGUGAGUGAGAGACUCAUAUCUCCACAAAUUCCUUUCAUGCAACUGCGACGGCUGAUGCACGGUGGAGGUCAACACGGCAUUAAGGGACCAGUAGUGAACGUCUGUGUUGAUGUGGACGACAUGGUGACAAUGUUGCCUCGUGCCAUCGAACAAGACCGAGCCCUCAAUGUACGUUUGAAGCGGCGUAUGCUUGCGAAGACGACGUACCUGGCAGGGGCAGUAAGAAAAUGUGAUCUGCUGCCGUGGCUUAAGCUGCUGUGCACUAUAAUAUACAAGCAUUAUAAUAUAAAGUGCGAUUUUGCCCGUUUGGGGGAUAUCGUAGAAGUGGACGAACACGACGAGAUCGAGUUGCUCCCGCAAUGCUCAGACCUCAACGAUCCGAUCCAAGUGGCUACAGCCAUGACUCUGGCUCAGCACACUCUCGUAUGGGACGAAGACAAGUUUCUAGCGAUUGCGCCAGGUGAGGGAAAAAGGCCCGUGAGCAUCCUUUACGACGAACACGCAGAGGAGCUCUCUUUCCCACAGAUCUAUCUCGGUGAGCCGCGCCGAGAAGAUGCCAGCGCGAAACCUACAGUCUUCACGCACGCCAUGAGUGAGAUCCGCAGGUCAGACCGUCGAGGGGCCACCCCGCAGCACGUACUGUACACGGCCAUGAAAGUGUUUAGGCACCGAGUAGCCGGCGACAUGUGUGUGGCCUUCCGUAACAUAAAGGCACUGGAAGCACUAACGAUGCAACAGUUUCUCGACAAGGAUUUUGUGCAGCAAGCGGUCGAGCACAACAUGGCUUUCAUGCAUGGUAUACCCAACACCGUGCAGUACUGGACAAAACGCAAGAAAGACCUCUUUGCUAUGAUACGGCAGUUGGGUAAGCCGAUCGCGUUCCUCACUCUUUCUGCCUCGGAAAUGCACUGGCCCGACCUUUUGCAGUUGCUUCAACGCCUUCGGUUGAAGCCCGGCGAGAUCGAAGUACCACUGGAGCAAAUGAACAGCAUUUAUCGAGCUCAGCUAGUAAAUGACGAUCCCGUGGUCUGUGCCAUAUAUUUCGACCGAUUGGUGCGUGUCAUUCUCAACAUUCUCCGCAACACCCGUGUAUCGCCUUUUAGGCCGUACAUAGUCGUCGACUACUUUAAGCAGAUCGAAUUUCAGCACCGCGGGUCGGCACACGCGCACAUUCUCCUUUGGCUUCAUAACGCGCCCAACGAGGAGCUCUCGAUGCUCAUGCCCCAGACUCUUGAAAUAGCCAGCGUUCUUCUUUCCAUCGACAACGGAUGCUUGAAGCGCGAGCGGACUCAGGUGCACCAACACACGCAUACCUGCUACAAGCACAACACCACCAGAUGCCGCUUUAACGCGCCUUUUAUGCCCAUCGAUGAAUGUAUGGUCGUAGUGCCUUUCCCCACUGUGGACAAUGAAGCGCAGAAGAAGAAAAUCGAGAACCUCCUCAACAAGUACGAGGCCAUGAAUCAGGCCCUGGAAACGACAAAUUAUGACUCCAUGGAGCAGUUUUGGGAACAUCACGGUGUCGCGGACAAGGCGGAGUACAUUUCUGUUCUCCGAGCAGGCACUCCUCGUGCCACCAUCAUGCUACCCCGUACUGUGCAGCAAAAGUGGGUGAAUUACUUUAACCCAUGGGUUGCAUCAAUUCUCGAUUCUAACAUGGAUCUUCAGAUCGUCCUCGACACGUACGCGUGUGCUGCCUACGUGGUGGAAUAUGUAAACAAGGCCAACCGAGGUAUGUCGAACCUCAAUCGAGCAGUGCAAGAAAUUGUCAAGGAGAAGGGGGAUAUGGCCUAUUCUCAGGCACUGAGACAUCUAGGUGCGAAAAUGUUGAAUGCCAUUGAACUGUCCGCACAGGAGGCCGCAUGGUGUUUGCUCAACCAGGAUAUGUCGGAGACGAGUCGCAAAGUUGUCUUCGUGAACUCUGCAUGGCCCGAGGAGAGGACGCGCAUUCGGAAGUCUAACGCUCAGAUGGCUCAGGAAGGCUUAGUAGAAUCAAGCACUGAUGUAGGGAAACGGACGAUGAUCGAGCGCUACGAAGACCGCAUUCCCGAAUCGGGACCUGUUACUCUAGCAGAGUUCGCUACCGAGUACAACAUAUAUACCUACAGAAAGAGGAAUCAGCGACGGAUACUUCGCUACCGCGGUUACUCCGUAGACGAUUCAGUCAACUUCAAGCGAGAACAUGUCCUGCUUUUCUGUCCAUUCCGCAAAGAAGUUGACAUCUUAGACCAAAACUGUUUCGAGCGUCUGUAUGAGCAAAACAUCGACGUCAUUCUACAGAACAAGGCACGGUACCACAGUGACGUAGACGUUGAGCAAAUUAUUGACGUUUGUAAUUCCAUGCUCCAGUCAAAUGAUGGGGAACAUUGUGCCACUUCUGAGCUCCCAGAUGUGAGACUGCACCCAAUGGCCAUGGAAAACGACGACUCCGAUCUCCCAGACAUCGGUAUGGUCCAAUCCAAUGCCCCGUUUAAGCAGUGCCCCGCCGUGUGCACGCGCCAAGACGUCAUGAGCAGAGAUCAGUACCUGGACACAAUGCGGAAGACGAAUGAGGAGCAGUACGAGAUCGUCCGAGAAGUCGUGCAUAGACUCACUAUACCGGACUCUCCGCCACUACAAAUCUUCUUCACGGGAGUAGCUGGAUGUGGGAAGACAUUUGUGCUGCGUCUCAUCAUGGACGUCUACAACAGAUAUUGCAACCCUGCUGGUUCAGAUAAUGUAAACGCCUAUGUUGCCUGUGCUACAACUGGAAAAGCGGCGGUCGCGCUUGGUGGAAUAACUGUACAUGCAGCGUUCAGACUUACCAUCAAUAGGGAUGGCGGACUGCGGGACAACGAGUUGAACACGUUCCGCUAUGCGUUCAGGAACGUCAGGUGCGUGAUUAUUGAUGAGGUUAGCAUGAUGUCCGCCGACAUCCUUCAGAAAGUGGACUCGCGACUCCGCAUCAUCACUUGCAAAUACCUAGAGCCUUUCGGCGGGUUAGACAUCAUCCUCUGCGGAGACCUGCGCCAGCUUCCCCCCGUCGUAAGGCAAAGCGAUCUCAGGUUUUCUACCAUACUUACCAAAAUUGGAGACGGUGCAGAAUUGGAUUCCGAAGAAAUCGCAUUGAUCCAGAGUCGGUUCGUCACGCAACAACAAGCAGAAACGUGUUGUCCCGGUGGCAUCCGCUUGUACUACUCCAACAAGGAAUCGGACUACUACAAUACGAACACGGCCAUUGCAACCGAAGAUAAUUGUGUGGCAUGA
This is a messenger RNA of Ixodes scapularis (black-legged tick), 3924 nucleotides long. RefSeq lists its product as uncharacterized. Gene Ontology annotation, biological process: DNA repair; telomere maintenance. The transcript is spliced from 3 exons. The coding region runs from base 1 to 3924 and encodes 1307 amino acids. Lineage: Eukaryota; Metazoa; Arthropoda; Arachnida; Ixodida; Ixodidae. The record is from RefSeq and is a predicted model, not a curated record. Gene Ontology annotation, molecular function: DNA helicase activity.